CUUUUAAUGUUGCACCUUUUCCUCGGGUUGCAAAGAAAGAGAAACCUGUCUGCCUUGGGCUUUUGUUUUUCACCUUGGGUUUUUCACCUUGGGUUUUUCCCCACCAUAGCCUGCGGCAUGGGAACUAGGACCUUACAGCAAUAUGUUGUAUACCACGGAGAGAGCCCUCACUCUUUAUCUAUCGUCCUAUGGUGGGUGGCCCCAAUUUUUAACCAGAAUCAGGUCGUUGGAAAACGUACACACGUAAAAACCUACUUUCUUGAGACAUUUCAGCAAUGAAGACGAUUGCUUUCAAUCCUAGGCUACUGACUAUCGUUCUGGUGAUAUUCAGCUAUGCGGAUGCCAGAGGAAUUAAAUUCAAAGCUCCAAAGCCUCCCAAACCACACAUUCCGUCCGUUAGUAUACCAAAACCCAAAAUUCCCGUGAUUGUUCCUGUGCCUAUUAUUCUUCCCGUCGGUGGUUUCGGUAGCGACUAUUAUUUCAACAGAAACCAUUACAUCAACAGAAACAGCAGGCUACAGUGUUAUUCCUGCGAAGGCAGCGACAACGAUCUCUGCGCAAUCAGUCCAGCUACCAGCUCAAGAAAAGUGACAUGUGCAGAGAAAAACAUGUUUUGCAGCGUCGUCCGGAAAGAAAUUCCCAUAGAUGCGGUAACGGUAUCCAACGUUACAUCACCAACGAUGACCAAUCAAACAGUUCUCGUUUCUAUUGACUCACAAAGUUCGACCGUGUCGCCAUCAUCCACCUCCGAACUAUUUCCGGGGAAAACGCCCACCACUGAAGGAAGUAUUUCGUCCUCCAGUGUCGAUUCCUUGAUAACGGAUACCUCGGUUGCUAACGGUACGAUCGAACUCGAUGACGGUGGGAAUUCCACGUCACUGUCACGAAGUACCCGAACCACGGCCGUGCGCGUUGUGAUUCAACGGGGUUGCAAAUCAUUGGACUUUAUCGAAGGUGUAUUGCUAUCCGCGACCACCAGAAAGAAUAGUAACGAAUCGGAGUAUGUUAAUGCACAACUGUGUACGACGAACUUGUGCAAUUCAGGCGAUGGACGUCUGAGAUGUUACGAAUGCACUGGAAUGGGCCAAAAUGACAGCUGCAUGGUUAAACCAUCCACCUCGGCUAAAGUGUUAAUGUGCCAACCGAAAGAAGCUUGUUAUGUAGAACGAAAGACGGUCACGUCUAAUUCGAGUUCCACCAACUCUACUGAGGUGGAAAUAACGGUUUCAAGAGGUUGUAGAGCAGCCUCACGAACUGACGAUCAGAACGUCAUUUCUAGGAAUGAUGGCAAAUUGGAAAUGUCAUGUCGCUUGAGCGAUUUCUGUAACUCUUUUGACGCGAAUAGGCUUAAACGCUCGAAUUCUGCAUCAGGAAACCACGCAAAAUUUUCGUCCUUGGUUGUAAUAUUCCUUGUUAUCCAUUUUCUUAUCCAAAAAAAAAACAUGCUGUUUUAAAAAUAGGCAGAGUUGUAUUCUAGCAACGUAUAACUUAUUUAUGAUUCAUGAUUUCAUGUGGAAUUUCCUAGUUUGCUUUUAAAAUUGCAUAAGCAAACAGGGUUAUGUUCUUAUUAGAUUAGACAUGUUGAGCAACGGAAAACAUACAUUGCAGAAACGAACAAUACAUCACUUCUAAGCAGAUAA
This is a messenger RNA of Daphnia magna, 1640 nucleotides long. RefSeq lists its product as uncharacterized. The transcript is spliced from 9 exons. The record is from RefSeq and is a predicted model, not a curated record. Bases 276 to 1454 code for a protein of 392 amino acids. NCBI's taxonomy places the organism in Eukaryota, Metazoa, Arthropoda, Branchiopoda, Diplostraca, Daphniidae.